UCCUAAUGGUCUGACUAAUUUAGGAUUACUGUUUUGUGCCCUUUACGCACGGGUUGAGUUUGGACUAUACGUCUCCUUUAAGAAGUCCAAAUGCCCCCUCUCCUCCUCCACCUCCCUUUCCACGCUCCUCACAUCUCAUAGAGGUGUUAUUGCAUUAAGAAUAAACCAGGCGAGCGAUCAAAGACACGAAUGGAGUUUGCUUUUCAACUUUCGCUACGGGAUCGUUGACGGGGAUAUAGAAAAAUAAAGCAAGCUUUAAAACAACGGUUUGGUUAUUGGUUUAAUCAUCGGACAGCGUCGUGAACAGGAUUUCUAACUGAUAUCCAGUCUUGCGUUUGGUAAACUGGGUGGAUUACAAUGUUAUUGUUCAUCGCGGGCACUUGAGUUGGCUAUUCUGCAGAGUUUUUGAAUGCGGUGUUUGGCGUCCUACUCCCCGGCUCGCAGCACGGAUAUCUGGAAGUGUUGAGAACAGGGAGUCGUUGAAACGGAGUCCUCAUGGCGCAACGGUACGAAGAUAUGGUACAUUACGGCAUGGAUGCGGUCGGGAUGCCGUCCCCGAUGUACGGCGAUCCUCACGCCGCAAGAGCGAUGCAGGCGAUUCACUCGAGUCACGGCCCCGCGCUGCACGGGCACCCGUACCCGCACCCCACAGGUCCCGGUAUUCUGCCGCCUGUUAACGACGCACUGAAACGGGACAAAGACGCAAUUUACGGACACCCCCUCUUCCCUCUGCUUGCACUAGUUUUCGAAAAAUGUGAAUUGGCGACUUGUACGCCGAGAGAAAGCGGCGUUACUGGAGAUGUGUGCUCAUCUGAAUCAUUUGACGAAGACAUUACAAUAUUCUCAAAACAGAUAAGGGCGGAAAACCCUUUCUUCUCGUCUAAUCCAGACUUGGAUAAUUUGAUGAUUCAAGCCAUACAAGUGUUACGAUUUCAUCUCCUCGAAUUAGAGAAGGUGCACGAGCUAUGCGAUAAUUUCUGUCACCGCUACAUUAGCUGUCUGAAGGGAAAGAUGCCCAUAGAUCUGGUGGUCGAUGAUAAAGAGGGGGGAUCCAGAUCUGACGGCGAAGAAUUUACACGCACUCCAGGGGGGGCAGAGCAGGUGUGCUGGAGGGAAGAUGAUGCUGCAUCGGUUCAUUCUGCCGAUGCGCCCGGUGCCUGCAGUAGACACCCCAGCUCACACAAUGGAGACAACAGCAGCGAGCACGGUGACUUUUUGGAUCAGGGUGUUGCCUCCCCAAGCACAGGCGAAGAAGAUGAUCCGGAUAAAGACAGGAAGAACAACAAGAAAAGAGGGAUUUUUCCCAAGGUGGCAACCAACGUCAUGAGGGCAUGGCUGUUUCAGCACCUCACGCACCCGUACCCCUCUGAGGAACAGAAGAGGCAGCUGUCCCAAGACACAGGGCUGACCAUUCUCCAGGUCAACAACUGGUUUAUAAAUGCCAGGAGGAGGAUCGUCCAGCCGAUGAUCGACCAGUCCAACCGUGCUGUAGGUCAUGGUGGCCCCUACACACCAGAUGGUCAGCCAAUGGGAGGUUUCGUAAUGGACGGGCAGUCACACAUGGGCAUCAGACCACCAGCAGCUCUCGGCAGUCUUGGGGGAGUGAAUAUGGGGUUAGACAGUCAAUGGCACUACAUGUAAACGGUCCACCCUGCCAUCCUGCUUAACAUAGCAAACAAGAGAGUCGGGCAUUUCGGUGAACGGAUUUGUCCUCUGCACACGUUCGGAAAAUGGAUUUUUAAAUGGCCUAUAAUUCUACGGCAUGGACACCUGUAUAAAAAACAUAAAACGCCAGCUUUUGGAACACUCUAGAAUUCCUGCAAGAGACUUUCAAGAUGGCCGCCUCGACUCGUGUUCAGCGUGAUGGGCAGAUCAACAGUAUUGCAAACAAUGUCGAAAAGAAAUGCCCCAACACCUGGACAUACCCGCCGUGGGCCCGGGAGAUUCUUUAACGUGACCUCUCACCUGGAACCAGGUGAUUCUUCCACCGACCUUAAAGGUCAAAACAAAGUCUCGCGUUUCAACUCAAGUGCCACCUGUAAUGAAGAGUCAUUAUUCUCCAAACAAAAGACGUAGAGUCUUUCUGCAGUGGGCGUCGCGCCGGCAAACAUCAACAUCGCGUUUGCAGACGUCCGCUUGUCUGGAAUAGGCAAUGCGAAAGGCCAUGAGAACUUUUGACUGUCUAAGCAAUGCAAUACGAUACCAAAUUCUGUAUAUAAAGCUGCUGGAUGUGUCAGAUAUGAUACAGUUAUGAAUGCAACAAAAGGUUUCACAUGCACGUUUAGCUGCAGUAUACAACUCUUGAGUCUGUUUGAGAUCACGAGACUUUGAAAGGUUAUAAUGUUUGUUAAUUUUCUGAAUUUGACUGACGUGAACGGAAGUGUAUUUUCACACUAUGUGUGUGUGUGUGUGUUUGGGUUUCAGUAAGUGUGGGUUUACUCGCAUAAAAAUUCAUACCUCAA
Messenger RNA from Triplophysa dalaica, 2462 nucleotides. RefSeq names its product Meis homeobox 1 a (gene meis1a). Gene Ontology annotation, molecular function: RNA polymerase II cis-regulatory region sequence-specific DNA binding; DNA-binding transcription activator activity, RNA polymerase II-specific. NCBI's taxonomy places the organism in Eukaryota, Metazoa, Chordata, Actinopteri, Cypriniformes, Nemacheilidae. Gene Ontology annotation, biological process: eye development; positive regulation of transcription by RNA polymerase II; embryonic pattern specification. The coding region runs from base 496 to 1641 and encodes 381 amino acids. The transcript is spliced from 13 exons. The record is from RefSeq and is a predicted model, not a curated record.